Messenger RNA from Lymnaea stagnalis (great pond snail), 1645 nucleotides. NCBI's taxonomy places the organism in Eukaryota, Metazoa, Mollusca, Gastropoda, Lymnaeidae. The record is from the annotation of a GenBank genome assembly.
AGAGAGAAGAUCAUGGUUGGCGUAUACCCUGUUCUGAUUGGUGGAAUCAUUCUCGUGCUGUUUGAGAUGGGCUCCUCCAUCGCAUCUUUCGUACACAUUAGCAUCCUGGACAACGAGUUUGGUGAAGGUCUGAACAAGGCUAUGGACAAGUAAGCGGUUCAUAUAAGUCCUAAAAAUAUGUUGAUUUUUUGUACAAAAAAAACAAAACGAUUUGAUAGAGUGUUCCGUGAGACCCUGAACAAUCUGUUUCAUGACACCAUGAAGAAUCUGCUUCAUGACACACUGAACAAUCUGCUUCAUGACACACUGAACAAUCUGUUUCAUGACACCAUGAAGAAUCUGCUUCAUGACACCCUGAACAGUCUAUUUCAUUACACCAUGAACAAUCUGUUUCAUGCUACCCUGAAAAGUUUAUUUCAUGACACACUGAACAAUCUGUUUCAUGACACCAUGAAGAAUCUGCUUCAUGACACCCUGAACAAAUCUAUUUCCCUACACCAUGAACACUCUGUUUCAUGCUACCCUGAACAAUCUAUUCCAUGACACCCUGAGCAAUCUCCUCAAAGCUUGAAGUCAUUGAUAACUGAAACAAAGAUAAACAUUGCCAUCCGCAGCCUUCUCCAACAAGAAUCACCCUUUUAUUGUCAUCAUAGCAAAGACAAACAUGGACAUUUCGAUCUGUUCAUUGACAUUGAUUGCAUGUAAGUUGUUUGUUUUUUUUUAAAUUAAUGUUUCCUGCCAGGUACAUUGAAGGAGGUGAACUGAAACGGGAGAUGGACUCUGUCCAGAUCAGCUUCAGGUGUUGUGGGGACAAGGCUUACACAGACUGGUUCAGGUACUCGUGGCUGGAGACAGAGAGCGUCAGGACAUCCGGGGACUCUUUGAAAAAGUAGGUCAUUUCUUGUGUGGUGCAUAUACUUAUCACAUCAGUUGUUCUGUAUAUAAACGUAUCGCAUGAUUAUGACUGUAUGUAAACUGGUCACGUGGUCCAGCAUUUUCCUAAACUUGUCAUUUAAGUAGGGAUAUAUAUAAAACUUAUCAUUUAGUAUGGCUGUUUUUCUAAACGUGUCAUUGCUGGAUAUAAACUUGCCUAUCAGAAGUAUGGCUGAAAUUUAACUUCUAAAAAAAUUGCAGAUGUUGUAAACCAGAACAGAGUCUGUUAUUAUAAAAAGAAAUGGUAUUAUUUUAAAUUUUCUGAAAGCUACUUACGGACAACAUAUUGGUAUAUUUCAUAUAAUAUAUUUCAUUUUCAUAAAUAUAAACAUUUAUCAUUGCCAUAUGCAUGUUAUAUUUUGGUAGUCAUCUGUACAUCUCAUCCCAAUAAGAACUACGGAACCAGCAACUCGAUUGCAUAGAUAAAUAUAGUAGUUUAAUCUAUUUUAUUUAAAGUAUCAAAGUUAAUUCAUUCCACCCACCGCCCCGGCCACCAACCCCCCCCCCCAGGUAUCUACAAAGUGACGGCAAGUACUACAGUGACGACACCCCCUUUAGCUGUUGCGACAUGCGGUCACCGAGACCCUGUAUACACCACCACGUUCAUGACGCCAAACAACACCACCUGUACAACUUCAACAUGGAGACCACCUUACACAGCGUGGGCUGUCGGGAGGCGCUGAUGGCCAUUUACGGGAAUGUUCUGCUCACG